Molecule: messenger RNA, 1526 nt
Organism: Octopus sinensis (East Asian common octopus)
Lineage: Eukaryota; Metazoa; Mollusca; Cephalopoda; Octopoda; Octopodidae
Exons: 7
Coding region: 880-1440 (186 amino acids)
Source: RefSeq, a predicted model, not a curated record
UAAAAGGCAGCUGCUUGUAUGAAUGUUUAACUGCUGUUUCUAGCAGAGAAGUGACCACAUAGAGGUUUCCUCGUUGACUCGCGGUUUAUUGGUUACAUGUAAGGGUAAUAACCAAUAAAAAGUCACUUACGCAUAUAAAGUUUUGACAUGUUAUACAUCUAAUUUUCUUUAGUUUCAUAUUAUCGAUAUUUAGGGGAAUUUUGUUUCAACUAUGCAUAAUUUAUAGCUGAAUAAAACACGACGACCGAACUAAAUUCAUAGCCAAGCAGCUAUCAUCUACUCACCUUUCUAGGCGUUUCAUUUCACAACUGUCAUAUAACAAACUAUAUAUUUACAUAAUAAAUUACUCAGAGGUACUUUCACAGUUUAGAGACAACCGGUAACACUAUAUACAAACUAGUGUGGACAUUACUUACGUUUCAGAUAACGAUACGAAAUUUGUAACUAAUUCAAAAGAAUUUUUUUUUUUAAAUUGACAAAUUUUACUUUUUUAAAAAGAACGCUUCUUCAACAAAAUGUGAAAAAAUGAAGAGACUACUCUGAAACAUGAAAUUCCUUUUGUGUCUUCAUGGCGUAUGAACUUGUAUUUAACUCAUGAACUUUACUUUAGCCAUGUUAUGUUAAGAGCAUUACUCACCUGAUAACAACACAUAUUUGCACAGGACUCAUACUCUAAUGUCCAUUUAACAAGUGUAACAUCUGACACUCGAAACUGCAGGAACCAAUUGAAUAUAAAGAUCAAUAAACUGAUCAAUAUUUUAAAUAUAUCUGCAACACAUGAGUACUCAAGUGAAAAAUCUAUAAAUGAAAUUUGGAAACCUUUUAUGAGCUUGGUUUGAGUGAAUAUUGUUGCUGACAGCCAUAUACCAUCAUACCAUCAUGACAGAAGAGAAUACUAGAAAGAGGAAGUUUUUUGUACUCAAUCUUAUCAUUAGAUUAUGGUGUAUCAUAACAGUCAUAGUCCUUUGGGUCGUCAGCAUCAGAUUGCUAAAACGUGAUAGGACGAGGCCAUUCGCUAUCUCAUGGUAUCUAAUGUCUGCAACUGUAAUUGCAACCAUCUUAGAAUGCAUUUGGAUUAUGAACAAAAUGCCUUGGUGUCAAGAGAAUGGUUGCUGCUACUGUGUCUGCUGGAAAGUAGUAACAUUUGUGAGUAAAUGGAAAAAAGGAAUUCUUUACAUAGUGAUGUCUUUACCGACUUUCUGGAUCUCUAAAGACACUACUGAUGGUCAAAUUGGAGGUUCAAUGCUCCUAAUUGCAGGAAUACUACUAAUUUUUAGAAGCAUAUUUUCAUUAUUCUUUCGCGAAGACUCAGAAGAGCGUAAAUACUUUUUAAAAACCAAUCCUGUCCAUGUUAAAAUGGUAUCACAUGAAAUCUCUACACAAACUGAAGACUCAGAAUAUUCAGCUUAUCAUCAUGAUGUUGAAAGCCAAAAGAAAUGAGAGUAAAUAUGUGUAAAUUGUUUCGUGAAGUUUGUUUUCAAAAGUUGUACAAAUAAUAAAAAAAAUUUUUUAAUUUAAACUUGUUC